AUACGUCCUACCGUUCCGAGGAAGGAAGCCCUUGCUCUAACGGCCGCUGAAAUGGCCACCUUACACCACUGUACCUGCUCUCGGUUAUACGCUGUACUGCACGACCUGCAAGGCUGAGCGAUAUCCCACUCCACACCGAUUACCCCUCCUCAAUCCAUCCCACUAUCAGUAAAUAAACAACCCCCUAACAUCCCACCACCACCACCACCACCAACCUCCCAUCCCACAACUCCCCAACCAUGAGCCGAGCCUCAGAACCUCAAUCCCCCCCCGGCGACGCCGCCCCCGAGAUCCUCGAUGGGAGGAUCUGGGUCGACGGGUGCUGGGACUUCUUCCACCAUGGCCACGCCGGCGCAAUGCUCCAAGCGCGCCAACUCGGCACCGAACUCGUAGUAGGCAUCCACUCCGACGAAGCAAUCCUCGAGAACAAAGGCCCAACAGUCAUGACACUCCAGGAACGCAUCGCCGCCGUCGACGCCUGCCGCUGGGUCACCGCCUCCGUCGCCUACGCGCCCUACGUCACCUCUCUCCCCUGGAUCUCGCACUACGGAUGCAAGUAUGUCGUUCACGGGGACGACAUCACCUCCGACAGUGCCGGGGAGGACUGUUACCGCUUCGUCAAAGCGGCGGGGCGAUUCAAAGUCGUGAAGCGCACGCCGAGUAUCUCGACGACGGAUUUGGUGGGCAGGAUGCUCCUGUGCACGCGCACGCAUUUUAUUAAAUCACUCACGAACUUGUUGGAGGGGAAGGAGGGAUCGGGAAGCGAGGCGGAGAGGGUGGAGGAGGGAAAGGCAAUGGCGGCGCGCAUGCGCCUCUACGCUACCGACGCCACGGGCCUCAAUCCCGGCGCAGACGUGUGGUUCUGGUCCGCCUCCGCCAGCGCGCGCGAGGACAACACCGCCGAAGAAAAGGGCACAUUCAACUCUCUCUGCGCCGGGCUCAAACCGCAGCCGGGCCAGCGCGUGGUCUACGUCGACGGGGGCUUUGAUCUCUUCUCAUCUGGCCACAUUGAGUUCCUGCGCCGUGUGAUUGAGGCCGAGGAAGCGCUUGGGCGCGAGGAAGGGUGGUAUAGCGAGGAAGCUACGGGUGAGCGGACGGGGAGGGGGGCCGAUUAUGGACCCGCGUUUGUGGUUGCCGGGGUUCAUGAUGAUGAGACGAUUAAUCGGUGGAAGGGAGUCAACUACCCCAUCAUGAACAUCUACGAGCGCGGCCUCUGCGUGCUGCAAUGCAAGUACGUCUCCGCCGUCGUCUUCGGCGCGCCCUUCACCCCCUCGUCAGCGUACUUGAGCUCCAUGCCCUGGGGCACGCCGGACGCGGUGUACCACGGCCCGACGAGCUUUAUGCCGCUGACGUAUGAUCCGUACGCGGCGGCGAAGGAGAUGGGGGUGUAUAGGGAGAUUGGGGAGCAUGUGUUUCAGCAUGUUAAUGCGGGGGAGAUUGUGGAGAGGAUUAUGAGGAGUAGGGAGAGGUAUGAGGCGAGGCAGAGGGCGAAGGGGGAGAAGGCUGUUGGGGAGAAGGCGCAGAGGGAGAGGGAGGUGUUGGAGGAGGAGCAGAGGAGGAGGGAGGAGGAGAGGGGGGAGGAGAAGGCGUAG
This is a messenger RNA of Pseudogymnoascus verrucosus, 1592 nucleotides long. RefSeq lists its product as uncharacterized. The coding region runs from base 240 to 1592 and encodes 450 amino acids. The transcript is spliced from 2 exons. The record is from RefSeq and is a predicted model, not a curated record. Gene Ontology annotation, cellular component: cytoplasm. Gene Ontology annotation, biological process: phosphatidylethanolamine biosynthetic process. NCBI's taxonomy places the organism in Eukaryota, Fungi, Ascomycota, Leotiomycetes, Thelebolales, Thelebolaceae. Gene Ontology annotation, molecular function: ethanolamine-phosphate cytidylyltransferase activity.